AUGAAAGCUCAUACUGAUAUAGAACCAGAAACUCCUCAAGAACAAACAGCUGACUUAGAGGAAGAAACACAAAAAGAUAACAUGGCUAUUAAUGAAGAAGCUUUACCUUCUGAAGAAGGAGACUUAGAGAAUCUUACAGAAAAUAUGUUUGCAGAAGAAACCAAUACAGAUUUGUGA
Messenger RNA from Cetraspora pellucida, 177 nucleotides. Lineage: Eukaryota; Fungi; Glomeromycota; Glomeromycetes; Diversisporales; Gigasporaceae. The record is from the annotation of a GenBank genome assembly.